Molecule: messenger RNA, 618 nt
Organism: Truncatella angustata
Lineage: Eukaryota; Fungi; Ascomycota; Sordariomycetes; Amphisphaeriales; Sporocadaceae
Exons: 1
Coding region: 1-618 (205 amino acids)
Source: RefSeq, a predicted model, not a curated record
AUGUCAACAGAGGGCCCGGAGGCGGAGGAGGUGGCUAAAAAGCUCAAGCAGCGGGCGCGGACAUACAGAUCAAGCUCGGCAGAUUUCCGAGCAACUUUCGAUCGUUCGGCUCCCUAUUCGAAGCACCAGCUUCGAAAGAUAGUACAACGGAACUCAUUAGCAGCAACUCACCCGUACGAUGAGCGAUUGGGGGGACUUAGAGCUGCUUUGGGCGCUAUUCAAGACCGUCCCCAAUCAUUUGACGACGUCAAGUCGCAGCUCAAGGUCAUCAUAGACGAGCUCGACAAAGCCUUCUUCUUCAACCUGCUGCGGGGCGAUGGCGAACGAAAUCACAGAUACCACCUUGUGAGGCUCUCGGUCGAAGGACCGAGGCCCGGAUCGGAAAGGCGCGGGGCGUUUCGACAAGAGGACAGCACCAUACGGCUGUACAUAGCGGAGGAGCAGCCAUCCGUGGGCAAGUACAUCGGAACGCUUGCACACGAGAUGGCCCACGCCUACCUCUUCAUCUUCGCGCACGACUAUGCUCGCAGCCACACGCCGGACGCCAGCAGUUCCGGGGCCCACUCGCUCGACUGGUGCAGGCUGUACCUCUUCAUCAUGGAUAGACUCCUUGUCUAG